AUGCAGGACCACGUACUACCCAGCGCCUCCUCAGGGACAACAUGGCAGAUCCUCCUCAGGGCGCUGCCCGGCGCAGAGGCGCUGGUGGUCAACACCUCUGACCGCCCUGGUAUGCUGGACUUCAAAGGCAAAGCAAAGUGGGAUGCCUGGAAUGCAUUGAAAGGAAUGUCCAAAGAAGAUGCAAUGAAAGCUUACAUAGCAAAAGUGGAAGAACUAAAGGGCAAAUAUGGCAUCUGAGGACUGGAUAUAGCAGCCACUUGCACACCUGAAACAUGCCUUAUUUCUAAUACUGUGGAAAACUGGUUUCUGAGAAUAAUUUUAAAUACCUAGCAUAUUAUAGUCAGUUCUCCUCAUGCCUGUAGUUCAGGGGAAGUUGUGUACCUGCCUAAUGUACUGACACAUUACAAAUUCCUUCUGGGAACAAAAUCUGGAACUCAUUAAAGUGCGUUUGGUACUUUA
Aptenodytes forsteri (emperor penguin) is the source of this 459-nucleotide messenger RNA. It is a transcript of the gene DBI, whose product is annotated as diazepam binding inhibitor, acyl-CoA binding protein. The transcript has 4 exons. Lineage: Eukaryota; Metazoa; Chordata; Aves; Sphenisciformes; Spheniscidae. The record is from RefSeq and is a predicted model, not a curated record. Bases 1 to 237 code for a protein of 78 amino acids. Gene Ontology annotation, biological process: fatty acid metabolic process. Gene Ontology annotation, molecular function: fatty-acyl-CoA binding.